This is a messenger RNA of Oikopleura dioica, 807 nucleotides long. Lineage: Eukaryota; Metazoa; Chordata; Appendicularia; Copelata; Oikopleuridae. The record is from the annotation of a GenBank genome assembly.
AUGAGUUCCAGAGAAACAAGCUACAUUGCCGUCUACGCUGAUGACUCGACAUUAUUAGCCCUCAACAACACUCCGCCGGGAAACCAGUACACCCCUUCAUUCAUGGUCCCCGGGCCUAAUUUUUUACAAGACAGUUUUGACGAAACCAUCAUCUCCGUUCCCGACACUACGACCGACUAUUCAACAGCGGAUACUGACCGAAGUACAUUUGGAACUCGCUCAGUGACAGAAUCUGAGAACUCACGAGCUGACAGUACACCUUUUCCCGAAGGACCGAACACGACUCCUGUAGAUGUUCCAGAUGUCUCCACGAUUCCACCUCCUUCACUUGUGGACAACGACACUUCACGAAACGAGCACAGUGAUGUCUCUUCUCCAACCGGAUUCACGCUUCCGCCUAUCAAUGAAGAAGAUUCUAUUGAAGAUGCUACCUCCAUUCAUCAUACUAUGUCCGUCAUCCCGCCCAUCUCUGUCAUCCCAUCAGUGCAAAUGAUCUGGGACAAGACCAUGUCCGUGCUACCUGCUCCACAAAAUCAGCGCCGUCCUCGAGUCCCUCGACGCAACAACACCGCAGGAGUCCAACAGCAGUCCAACUCUCGAAGAUUUUACGCAUUUCUUCUUUUCCUGAUCUUCGUUCUUCUCACAAGCGCUUUGGCUUUUCUCAUCAUACGAGUGACCGCCCUUCAGAUGGAAAACGCAUCCUUGGCAAAAUCGCUCAAGUACAAGAAAGAUCGAAAUUCUGAACUCGCUGACGAGCUCCGCGAUCUACGCGACAAACAGCAACAUCACGAAGAAACUUUUCAUUAA